This is a messenger RNA of Diuraphis noxia (Russian wheat aphid), 636 nucleotides long. Its product is annotated as zinc finger MYM-type protein 1-like. The record is from RefSeq and is a predicted model, not a curated record. Lineage: Eukaryota; Metazoa; Arthropoda; Insecta; Hemiptera; Aphididae.
AUGACAAUUAAUACUAUCAUUAGCGAAAUAAAAGACUGUGGAAUGUACUCUAUUAUGUGUGAUGAAGCAAGACCUUAUAAAACAGAACAAUUAUCAAUAUGUGUUAGAUACAUUAUUCCUAAUAGCUAUAGUCUAUGUGAAAGAUUUAUUGGAUUUUAUGAUGUAUCUAAUGGGAGAGGAGCCGAACAUGUUUUUAUUGAAAUUCUCUCGGUUCUGAAAAAAUUUGGCAUUUCUGAUAUUCCUCUUGUGGCACAAACAUACGAUGGUGCAAAUGUUAUGUCAAGAUCCACAUCUGGUGUUCAAACUAGAAUAAAAGACUCUCAUGCUGAAGCAAUUUUCAUUCAUUGUAUGGCCCAUAAAUUGAAUUUGGUUGUAACAAAUACUUGUAGAACUAUUAAGGAAUCUAAUACCUUUUUUAAUACUCUAAAAGCAGUUUAUGUGAAUUUUUCACAGCCUGACAAAGAUAAGCUAUUACAAGAUUUACAGAAAUCCAUGCAAAUAAAAUCAUUAUCGAUUUCUAGAUUAUGUGAAACGCAUAUAGAUGUAAGGUGUAAAAAAGAAGAGACAGAUUUAACCGGGUCAUGUGUUAAUGAAAAUACAGCAACUGACUUAUUAAUGUAUACAAACCGAGAGUGA